Linnemannia hyalina is the source of this 2622-nucleotide messenger RNA. Lineage: Eukaryota; Fungi; Mortierellomycota; Mortierellomycetes; Mortierellales; Mortierellaceae. The record is from the annotation of a GenBank genome assembly.
AUGGGAGAACAGACGCACGAGCACUCGAACAGCAACAACAGCAACAACGGCUCUCAGGGUCACUUACCGACAGCAACAUCACCAUCAUCGGAGACGACACAUGCUGCUGCAGUAGGAGCAGAGACAGCGGGUGUAACCUCCACUGAUCAUCCAAGAGCCGGAUUGUCCGCUUUAAGAACUGUUUCCAGCGAGACCCUCGAAGCCGUCCGCACGCAUCCCGAUGACCGGAUAUGGGACCAUAUCAUUGUCGGAGGGACUCCAAUCUGCACACCAGCUGGCUUUAAUACACCCGACCAGAACAAUUCUGGUCCUACUACAGCAGGACAUCCAACCCAAUGUCGUACAGACCGUCGUGCAGUGGUCCCAACAAAGAUUGAAGAUCCCUCGCGCUUGCCCAGGAUGGUGUUUUCGAUCAGGAUGCAGUAUUUUCAACAAAAGGAGUCACCCCAGCGGAGGGCCGAGCAGAGUUAUUACCCGCCCUCAUCAAACGCUUUCCGUCGCCUACUGGCGUCUACCUCCUCGAUGUUGGACAGACUCGCACAGGGUUCAAAGAAUGGGGUAUCAAACAUCAUUCUGAGCAAGGGACUUCAACUCCAACCAAUACUGUUGCACCAAUCGGACCAUAUUGUGCACAAUGGACGUGUCGGACCAAAAGCAGAGGACGGCGAGGUUGAAGGGACGUUCACGUUGGAGAUUUCUGCAUCCAGGACCUCUCUCGACAUUCCGACACCGAUUGAAGUUCACAUCGACGUGAUUACCCAGCCAAUGCCCAAGAACACGUUCGGGAACACGGAAGCGAUCCGCAAUGGCGAGGCUGUCUUGAUCGAUGGACUGGUCAUGGCUAGGAGUAUGGCUCAAAGGGCUGGAUGGACUUGUCAGGAGGAGGACGAAUCCGAGAUGAUUGAGUGGGUGCGUGACCAAAUGGAUAUCCAAUGGCUCUCCGAGACGACUACCGAUCCAGAUGUGUUGAUGUCGGUCUGUUCAACGAUCGACUGUAUUAAGAAGUUCAAGCGGGCAAGGACAUUCUCCAACGGUAGCAUCCGAGUCAGGACACCCAACCUUUCGCCCUAUGCGUCUCGCACCCAUUCAUACCAUGGCAAGCAGAAAGAGGACCUUGGACUCGGCAUCCGACUAGACACGACUCUCUCGCGACUGCACGAGGUAUCGGCCAACCUCAAGGAGCACAAGGCCACUCAGUCGGACGAAGCAGGGGAUUUGUUGCACGCCAACGAUGCGAACGGCGAGAACGACAAAGGACUGUCGCCACGUCAGGUCGAGGAAAAUGGCGCUUCCAAAGUCAGCAUCGUCGCGGCCGAGAGCGGAGCAGCCAAGCGACCUCUCAAGACAUCCUUUGGCGGUUUCUCCUCGCUCAACGAAUCUCGGUCUCAGACUUUAGCCCUUGCAGAGAUGACGGAGGAUCAUUUGGGACUUGCUCUGUCGGCUCCUAGCCCGCCUGUCGGCUCCUCUUCUUCCACGAGCUCCAAGGAUUCUACAGUUCAGGAAAAGUCAUUGGGAGUAUUCAGUGAUGGCGUCACCACGUCCGAACUGCUUGGUACAGUGGAGACUGCCAAACCCAGCCCACCUCCUGGACGGAGUCUGUCUCGAUUCAGCAUCAAGAGCUAUCAGCUGGAGCGGAGCAAUCAUGGCCUGGGUAACGAGUGGGCGCUUGGAAACGUGGAUUUGCCACUGGGAUCAUCGGCACCAUCCAAGGGUGAUUUCUUCUCGUCGCCACCACUUUCUAUUGAACGACGGUCAUCAGGAGGCAUCUCUCCGUUGAGCCCUUCGCCUGCCACAUUCCAGACGACAGACUUUCUGCAGGAUUUGAACGGUCGUGCGAGCCCCAAUGUCAAUGGGCUUGGUGUCCACACUGGGUCUGGUGCUGCUGCGCUCGAGGAGCCUGCCAAGAGAUCGUCCCAGGGAAGCAACACUAUCGACAACGGCAGCAGGAGAAGCUUCGGGGUCUUUGGGCCACGGAGCAAUAGCGGGAUCAGCAAACCGGGCGACCUUGGCAGAUCAGUAUCAAGUGGCGACAACAAGGGCAGGAAGAGCCCAACCCAACUCUUGGAGGAGCCUGUGGAACUCGUUCCUGAUUUCUUGGGAAGCACGUUUGGAUCACCCAAGACAUCGACACCUGCGACAUUUUCCGAUACCAUCCCCGACUUUUUGGGUGCCAGUUUCGGAUCGCCCAAGUCUCCUCCUUCAUCAACUUUUUCCUCGAGUGCUGUGCCAGACUUUUUGGGUGGCAGCUUUGGAUCGCCACCUAAACGCGGAUCAUUCGUAAAGUUGAGUGACACGGACCAGUCGCUGGAGCGGAGCCAUUCUAGCCCUAGUUUUGUUGGAUCGGCCAAGGUGGUUCAUUUCGCUGAUAUUGACGCUACGGACAAGUUGCAGAGGAGCGAGUCGGAACCUGCUACACAUUCGCUUGGUGGGAACAAUGGAUCUGGUUCUGGUUUUGGAAUCAGUGAUGAGGCUUCGCGCAGGAGUAGCGGCAGUAGUGAAGGCGAUGGCGAGUCGGGAUUGCCCAGGAGACCGUCAUUGUCCAAAUCCAAGGCGCACACUCGGCGGUCUUGGGGCCAAGGGAUUGGAGGGCACGACAUCCAAGGCAUUCAAGGCCUGGAGUAA